CCGAGGAGGCGGGAAAUAAUCUUUCUUUUCGGCCGAUUGAUUUCUUUGUGCGGUCUCGUGACGCGCUCGGGGGGGGGGGGCGACAUGUCAAACUCCAACAAGAGCAAAAAGGACAAAGAGAUCCUCGCGGACUACGAGGGCCAAGUGAAAGAUGUGCGAGGCCAGCUGGUGGAGCAGCAGCGCUGCCUGGAGCAGCAGACCGACAUGCGGGUCCAGCUCCUCCAGGACCUGCAGGACUUCUUCCGCAAGAAGGCCGAGAUCGAGACCGAGUACUCCCGGAACCUGGAGAAGCUGGCCGAGAGGUUCAUGGCCAAGACGCGCAGCACCAAAGACCACCAGCAGUACAAAAAGGACCAGAACCUUCUGUCACCGGUCAACUGCUGGUACCUGCUGCUCAACCAGGUGAGGAGGGAGAGCAAGGACCACGCCACCCUCAGCGACCUCUACCUGAACAACGUCAUCAGCCGCCUCACGCACAUCAGCGAGGACUCGGCCCGCCUCCUCAAAAGGAGCAAGGAGAUCAUCUUCCAGCUGCAGGAGGAUCUCAUGAAGCUCCUCAACGAGCUCUACACCGUGAUGAAGAGCUACCACAUGUACCACGCGGAGACCGUCAACGCCGAGGGCAAACUGCGAGAGGCCGAGCGCCAGGAGGGGCGGGCGAAGGGCGCGCCGGGCGCGGCCGAGCCCGUCUUCGGCUUGCGCAUGGAGGAACGCCACCAGAGACGCAACGCCGCCCGCAAAAUGGAGAAGAUGCGCGAGAAGAGGAAGGCAAAAUACUCGGAGAACAAAGUCAAGACGCUGAAAGCGCGCAACGAGUACCUGCUGACUCUGGAGGCCACCAACGCCGCCGUCUUCAAGUACUACAUCCACGACCUGCCCGACAUCAUCGACUGUUGCGACCUAGGGUACCACUCCAGUCUGAGCCGGGCUCUGAGGACCUACCUGUCGGCCGAGCUGAGCCUGGAGGCGUCCCGGCGCGCCGGCCUGGAGGUUCUGGAGGGCGCCGUGGAGGGUCUGGACCCCGCCCGCGACCGCCAACGUCUCCUGGGCCUCUACCCCGCCGCCUUCUGCCCGCCGUCGCGCUUCAGCUUCCAAGCCCACAUGGGCGACACGGUGAGCCAGAUCGCCUCCCAGCCGCAGGUGCAGGCGGAGCUCGCCCUGCGCCUCACGCAGCUGCAGACCCGCCUGGCCUCGCUGAAAAUCGAGAACGAAGAGGUGAAGAAGACGUGGGGGGCCACCCUCAGCACGCUGCAGGACAUGACGGUGCUGGACGACUGCGACGUCUCGCAGAGCUUCGCCCACAGCCCGUCGUCCGAGUCGGUCAAGUCCAGCGUGUCGGACGGCUACCUGAACAAACCCAGCCUGGCCAAGAGGCGAGCCAACCAGCAGGAGACGGAACUCUUCUACUUCACGAAGUUCCGCGAGUACCUGGAGGGGAGCAACCUGGUCUCCAAGCUGCAAGCCAAACACGACAUCCUCAAGAAAGCCAUAGCAGAAGGCUACAAAGCGGAGCUGCUCACCACCAGCCGCGGGCGGAAGAACUCGCACAGCAAGCAUCAGGACUCGAGCAAAGCCAUCCCGCUGCUGGUGGAGAGCUGCAUCCGCUACAUCAACCUCCACGGUCUCCAGCAUCAAGGCAUUUUCCGGGUGUCCGGUUCUCAGGUGGAGGUCAACGACAUCAAGAACUCCUUCGAGAGAGGCAACGACCCGCUGAUCGACCAGGAAAGCAACCGCGACAUCAACUCGGUGGCCGGCGUCUUGAAGCUGUACUUCCGUGGCCUGGAGAACCCGCUUUUCCCCGGCGACAGGUUCAACGACCUCAUCGCCUGCGUCCGAAUGGAGAACCUGUACGAGCGAGCGCAGUGCAUCCAAAAGAUCCUCGUGGGCGUUCCGAAGGCCACGCUGGUGGUGAUGCGCUACCUCUUCGCCUUCCUCAACCAUCUGUCCAAGUACAGCGACGAGAACAUGAUGGACGCCGGCAACUUGGCCAUCGUGUUCGGGCCCACCCUGCUGCCCACCCCCGAGUCUCUGGACCAGGUGGCGUGCCAGGCGCACGUCAACGAGGUGGUCAAGACCGUCAUCCUUCACCACGACAACAUCUUCCCCGACGCCAAGGAGCUGCCGGGGCCGCUCUACGAGACCUGCAUGACCGGCGAGCAGUACUGCGAAAGUCCGUUCAGCGAGCCGGGAGCUCUGGAGGAGACCGAGCCGGACGGCGGCACCGAGACGCAGACCAGCGAUGAGGAGGGCGAGGCGGCGGAGGCGGUGGCGAGGUUCGACUACGUGGGCCGAUCGGGCCGCGAGCUCUCCUUCAAGAAGGGCGCCGCCCUGCAGCUCUACCAGCGCGCCUCGCACGACUGGUGGGAGGGCCGGCACAACGGCAGCCGCGGGCUGGUACCGCAUCAGUACAUCGUGGUGAAGGACAGGGGCGACAACACGUCAGACGCGCUGACCCAAAAAGGAGACAGCGACGGCGGAAGCAGCAGCACCGAGGACAAGAGGUCCGCCCGGGACCUGUGCUCGCCCACAGAGAUCCUACCGCCCGAGUCCUACCACAGGUAUCACAGGAGGAAGCGGACGGAGGGUUUAUUCCGCCGUCCGCUGGGCCGCUCCAGCGACUGCCACGGCAACGGGGUGCCGAUGGAGCGCAGUUCGCCCCCGGUGACGGGUCACUUCAGCCCCAGGGACCUGCUGCUGGGGCGCGGCCAGGGCCCCACGCCGCCCCCAGACAGCCCGGAGCGCCGGCGCCGCUCGGCCGCCGGCGCGGUGACCGCCGGCCGCCGCGACUCCCUCCGGAGGCCCGAGGACACCCCCGUCCGCCGCGCCGGAGGCGGCCAUUGCGGCUUCGACUCGCAUCGGUCCAGGGCCGUGGACCCCGGCACGCUGGCUCAGGACAUCGAGGAGACGGUGAGCGCGGUCCUGGGGGACUUCCGGCACCAGGACCGUCACGGCCGCAGACCGGCUCCGGACGUGGUCCUGGACACCCUGGAGCAGGUGAAGAACGGCCCGCCGGCCCCUUGCUCCUCUGAGUCCCCGAGCCCCCACAGCACACCCAGCACGCCGGGCACCCCCGGUACCCCCGGCACCCCGAGCCCUUUGAGUCCCCUGAGUCCCGUCAGCCCUCUGCCGGGACCCCCGCCGAGGCCGACCAACCCGUCUCCGGACACGCCGGGCUCCUUCAAGCCCGCGGCGGUCGGUCGGACGGGCGUCCCGCCGAGGCCCCCCGCCCUGAGGCCCAAACCCGCCGUGCCGCCCAAGAGCGGCACCCCUCCUCUGCCCCCGGCGCUCGACAAAUCCUGCACCAUGUGAGCCAAACCGGGCCCGCGACAAGCGGGCCAGUCGAGGACAACAGGGUAGCGUCCAAUAUUUUGAGGAUCGUCGGAACAAGGACGAGUGAGUUUGAAAUGUGAUCCCGCGUCCAAUUUAUGAAAAGAACCAGACUACUAAAUGAAACUAGAGAACGCGACUUGUGUAGAAAUUGCGGGUGAAUGCCGAAGAGCCGACGCAGAACCGAAAUGCAGACCGAGCGGGCCAAAGGUCCGAGUCGGAGAAUUGGCACAUCUUCCACUAGUGACUCCGAGCACAGGAUCAAAUCCAAUCUGCUCGGAAGGAAAAUCGGAAGGCAAUUUUUUCACAAACCCCAGAAAGCGUGCGCAAGAACAAGAACUUUCCCCAAAGCACGCGGCGCCCGACGUCAACGAAUUUGUGAAGCUUGCGAACACGCAAACAAACCAGAAGGAAAAACUUGGGCGAGCUCUCAGUCAACAAUUCCCUCAAAUUAGUGCAACAAUCUAGUAACCCGACAAUAGGAAAUUAAUGUCCUGAAUGAUUUGAUGUCAUUUGAAAAAUGUCUGUCGUUCCUUCGGGCUGGUCGUCAAAGAUUUUCAAGGUGCAGAAUCGACGUACGCGUUUCUCUUCAGCAUUCACGCCGCGCUUGUAACGAUAUUCGUGUGUUGUCAGGUUGCCGUAAUCUCAUCAUUGUUGUACAGAAGCAUUUAACAAAGUGACCCAGGCGUGAUAUUCCUAAUAGUCCAGCUAAUAACGCGAAGCGACCUAACAAAAGUACCGUAGUUGUAGUCAAGUCAAUGUGGGACAGUUCCAAGCCCUGGCGGGGCCGCCAUGUUGGCCACGUUGGAUGAUUUGAUUUCCUUCUACUGAGUUGAGCUGCUACAACCCGACGCAAACGUCCGAUGAAUGUUUUGAAGAACUUUUCCUCUUUUGAAUGUUACUGUCAAGCCUUCUUCUUGAAUUUAGCGGGGCGGGGGAGGGGGGGUACGUCGGUACAGGGCGCCACCCUCGGCGGGGGCUUUUGCGCUGCUCGCCGCGUCCACGAGAAUCGCGCCGGGCGACGGACGCGAGCCCGACUCGCCGGACAAGCGUGCCACUUUCGCUACGCGUGUGUGUGUGUCUGUGUGUGUGUGUGCGUGCGUGCGUGUUAAAAGGUUUACCUGCUCGCUACACUAAAGGUUCUCAAACUGUGGUCCCAGGACCCCCCCGGGGCUCCGCAUGACAAUAUGAUUGAUAAUUAACAACUAAAUCGAUGGCUAUUUUGGAGAAUUGUUUUUUUUUUUUUAAUAUAUCAUUUCGAGACCUCGAUGAACUUAAAACUUCGACAAUUCAGCCUCUCAGCGGCCGUCGUCCGUUACGAAAGCCGACCGAUCACCUUUGGCGUCCUCCGCAGAAAACUGACAACAAUCUGCAUUGAUUUCCAAAUCGGCGAUCGACGUUUUUCAACAUUUUGCCGACCAAACCAGAAACUGAAUCCUAAUCAUUUGUUUGGGCUCGUGAUAUAAUAAUAAUCAUAAUGAUAGUGGCCUGUUUUUGGUAAAAGGCUGGAAUAAAAAAAAAAAAAAAAACAGAUUUAUUAACUGAAGGCCUUGACUUUAUUCGUAAGGGUAUGACCCCCCCCCCCCCCAAGAAGCUCUUGUGAAGAACAAUUGGGGAGAUGGAAAUCAUCUUUACUUUCAUUGUAAUAUUUAGAUUUGUUCUUGAAAAUCAACCACUUGCUUCCCUCGACAUCAACGCAUCGUGUCGGCGGCCAUUUAACUUGAUGAGGUCGCGGCCCUCGGAAGAUAAAAACAAUCUCUGGCGCCACCCAGCGGAACGGAAAGCCACAACUUCUGAACCGUUCGGAUCGUCGGAUUUGUCGGAUCGAGCCCCCGGGCGGCCCGGCUCCGUAAGGGGGUCCCUGGACGCAAAACGUUUGAGAACCCCUGCACUAAAGUCACAAGCUAACCUUAAACUCACAGGAAGUGAACAGGGUGGGGCUCCACGUCCAAAACGCCCCCAAAAAAAACAACAACAACAACAAAAAAAAAAAAAAAAAAAAACUUGAACAGCACAGUGAAUGUGGCCUCUUGGCUUUUUGUGCGCGUGUGUGAGCGAGAGAGCAAAUGUGAAAGUGCCUUUUUUUCCAUGUUUUUUGGGGUUUGGGUUUGGGUUGGAUCCUCACACGCAUGUCCAGAAGGAGGCGCUGCGGCACUCGGAAUGAAAGAAAGCCUUCAAACCUUUGCUAGAGUUCCCACGUUAACCCAUUAAGACUUUUUUGCACAUCGACCUUCUUGUGUAGGAAACUUAGGUACUCGGCAUGUAGCAUCAUCACACGUUGGUGCGUUUAACGGGGGGCGGGGGGGGGGGGCGCGUUUCCCUCUCCGAAUGUUAAAAGAGGAAAAAUGUUCUCGUCUGUUGGUGUUGACGUGUUUGAAACCGGAGCUUCCGUCACGCAAGCUCAUAUAGCCCAAAUGGAUUGUAAUCGUGUCGUAUUUAUAUUACAAAUAAAUGACAACUCACAA
Syngnathoides biaculeatus (alligator pipefish) is the source of this 5792-nucleotide messenger RNA. Its product is annotated as SLIT-ROBO Rho GTPase-activating protein 1-like. Gene Ontology annotation, molecular function: protein binding. Gene Ontology annotation, cellular component: cytoplasm. The transcript has 23 exons. Bases 85 to 3309 code for a protein of 1074 amino acids. Gene Ontology annotation, biological process: negative regulation of cell migration; signal transduction. Lineage: Eukaryota; Metazoa; Chordata; Actinopteri; Syngnathiformes; Syngnathidae. The record is from RefSeq and is a predicted model, not a curated record.